AUGGAUAAACUUCGUCGUGUUCUGAGCGGCCAAGAGGAGAACGAGGAGCUGGGACUGACCGCUCAGGUACAUCUACAGUCUGACAGCUAAUGCUAAUGCUAACGCUGUCUGUGUGUAAAACUCAAGAGUUUAAAACACUUCAACUAAACUGAGCUGACUUUUUUUCACACAGUAUGUGACUUAAGGCGAAUUCUUAAAAAUGCUGUCUUUAAUGUCAGUGUGGUUUUUAUAUUUUUAAACGCUGUUAGCCGUUAGCUUUAAAUCAGUUUACUACGUUAGCCUCGUUAGCAUCCAACAGACGAUAACACGAUAAAACUACUGUAGGUGUUUUAACCACUUUGGCUGUUUUAACUACUUUAACUGUUUUAACUACUUAAGCAGUUUUAAUUAUAAUAACUAUUUUUAACUCCUUUAACACCGAAAACACUUUAUUUAGUUUCAUUUUUGUCUUAUCUUUAAACUUCCACGGAUCUGUUUCCGGUUAUUUUCCCAGUAUUUCCGUUUAUUUUAGUGAUGAUUAAAGUGAAGUUAUUUUUCCUCUUAUUUUAAGGUAGUAGAAUUUCCUUUUGAUAAAUUUGUUUUGUUUUCAUGUUAAAGCUCAAAAUUUACUGUAUUUGUUUCAGACUGAUGUCAUUAAACGCCUCAGUUUAAUACUGUCUCUUUGAGACUGACAGCAUUCCAGAACUUAGCACUCUGGGACCCUCCUCCACUGUUGCCAUGUCGCUUUUUUGUAGCGAGACCUCAGGCCAGUCAAUUACAGACUACAGCGGGGUGACGCAGCUCAAGAAAGAACAUUUAUGAUCAUCUCUUUAUCAUUUCCUUGAAGUAAUAAUCAUCAUAUUAAUCAUUUUACAGACGCGGUAGUUCUUCUGCCUUAGCGUCUCGGUCUGAUUGUAUUUCUGUGAAGAAAUGAUGCAUCCUGUGGCUUUUCAGACGCUCACAGAAACACUCGGGGUUAAAUGGUACUAAAGGUUAAAAUCUGAUUAAUUUUUACUUUCUAACACAGCUGAUAUUAACCACCAAUGUUAAGACACGUUCAUGUUUGUUCUCUGUCCCAAACUGUGUUUAGUUAACAACAGCUGACAUAAGUAAUUGGCCCACAUGAUCAAUUCUCUCAUCAGUUAUUGACCUUGUGUCAGCUGGCAUAAAAACAAACACACUGGUGCUGACGGUUCGGUUUGUCUUUAAACAUCAUAAAUACUCCUCAGCUCAGUGAAUCCUCCUCACAGAGUCUGUUACCUGCUGAUAGAACUUUAGUUUUCAACAUUUAUAUCAGUGUCCUGUUGUGUAGAUCAAUUAUGACUGCUAAUUUAUUAUGUGUGUGCUGUUUUUUAAAUGUAUUUGAUGGUUUUAAAUGUGUUGCCCUGUCUUUUAAAUGGUAUAUUUGCAAAUUUCUGCCUUAAAUGUGAAAAGUGGACAAUUAAAAUGUAAAACUCGUUAAAGUUUAUUUAAGAAAUUUAAAGCAGUCAAAAAGACUGCCUUCUUCAUUCUUCUGUCAGCCUUCACUGAAUUGUACAUUUAUACUUCCACAUGCAUUCACCGUGAGGAGGGACUGAGGUGAGUUACUGAUUUGCACCCUGUGUUUUUUUCUAACAUGUUUCAAAGUUAAAGUUUCACUCUGGAGCUUCAGGGUCUGCAGGUCUCUGCAGUUUCUCCUCUACACUUCAGUUUUAUUGGUUCCUUCUGUGAAUGUUUCUGUGUACUUUCUGUUCCUUUAUCACAGUGAGUCUGUUUUCAUGUUUGAAGAUAAAACUGAGCGGGCUCUUAUCUGCUGGGCUCCAGCUGACUAGUUGAAAUCUUCAGUAGGAAGCGUGUGGGUCAUUAGGUCUGUGCUGUGACAUCCUCUCAUUGUUCUCUGCAGACCCUGGAUGUCAGCUCUCUCAGCUACAGCACCAGAGUGAAAUGGUUCUUCAUAUGCUUCGCUGCAGGCAUCCUGUGCUCCAUCCUCGUGAGUCUCUCUCUGUGUUUUCACUGAACAGACGCUCGUAUGUCUGAUUUUACUCUGAACUCAGGAAUGCAGAGAAUGCAGAGCGUACGCUGAAGACUCUGAGGAGAGAGUUUCUCUGCUGCUGCUGCGUUUGGUCUGAACUUUUAAGACUCUAAAAUUCAGCUCUAAUACCAACAAGAGGGAAUACUGUAAAUUUGUGCCAUCACUCUAAAUCAGAGGAUGACCAUCUCCCAAAACGAGAACAUUUCAAAGAUCUGGUCUAACUGUUAGAAAAAAGUCAAAUUAAAACACGAAAUCCUCAGAGGAGAAUUAACCAAGGUAGAAAAAAAACAACUUUUCAUCUGUUUGGAUUUUCCUUUUAGAAACAUGUCACUGACACCAACUUUAAAUGAGCAGAUAUAUUUUUAAUGAAUAACAAUAAAAGCUCACUAACAUUUGAUAUAUCACACACUUGUUUCAGUUCAGUAUAAGCUUUGAAUGGUGUACAGAGUUUGCAGUUGAAGUUAGAGGAAGUCUUGACGUUGGCAGAUUUCACUCAUCACACCAAGGAGGUGAAAAUUUAUGCUGACAAAGUAACAAAACCUCAGACUGAAGUCUGGAUGGGGAAGUUCACAGAGAGAGAAGAUAAGUGUGUACAAACAUCAGAAAUAAAAUACAUCUGAAAAACAAGUUUUGAACAUCUUCAUAUAUUAAAAUUCUUCUCUAACUGCCGCUCUGAAUCAGAAACAUUUGGACAACAUCAUAAAACGCAGUUAUUGGACGGUUUUUAUUCAAGCGCUAAUGUUUGGUUAGAUACUGCAUCUUCUGAAAAUCAGUUUAACACCAGUACUGUUAUAAAACUGUUUUUGUAAAAAGCGAAAAAAAGAUAAAAACAAAUAAAACUCAAAGUUUUUGAAUCAAAGCCUCACAGUAUUUGGACACUAGGGGGAGCUGUUACAUUUCUCUACAGACUCAGGACCGCCCACGGGACUCGUAAAUGUUUGUAUGAUGAUAUUUGUAUAUCUUUUACUCACGCUGAGGUCAAAGGUGACGUCACUCUGUGGUUGACACCGUCUGUUUUCACUCCUUUAACAGGGCACAGCUCUGCUGUUCCUGCCUAACGGGAUGAAGCUCUUCGCCGUUUUCUACACACUAGGGAACCUCUCAGCUCUCGCCAGGUAAGACCCUCCUGUCCAGGUCUGAGUCUUGGGACAUUUUCCUCAUGAGAUGACAAACUGACAAGAUAAUGAUGAGCAUCAGCCUCAGCUGCAGUUUGAUCCACCAGACUUUUCUGAUCGAUGCUCAAUAACAGAAUAAAUGUUCAACAAUCAGGCGGAGAGAAGUCUAGAAAGUUCUGAUAAAACUCCAACAAAGAUUAACAAAAGAAAAUCAAGAAUAAAGGAACGAACGGAGAAGAGUCUGAAAAAGAGUCUGAGAAGAGGAAGAGGACGUCAGAUCAGGGAGAAUCAAAACCAGUGAAACGAUGAGAGGCAGUGAGGUCCAAAUAUAUGAAUAAGUGAACAGAUAAAUAAAAAGAGGAGGUCAGAGGAGGAUUUUAAAACAAAUGAUCAGUGAAGAACCGCAGACAGCAAAACAAAGGACACAGACAGAGACACAUGAAGACUCUGUGGACUCUCCUGUGAGGCAGCAGAGGAGGUGCUGCUGAGUCAUGUUAGAAGGGGAGCUGAUCACUCAGUCCUGAUCAAGUCUGGGCUGUAGGUUCAAACAUCACAGGAACUAACCAGAUAGAGAAUCACUGAUGAAGAGAAAUGAAGCCGGUAAUAAACUGAAUGACAGGAAUUUGACAGUGUUACCUUCUUCAUAGAAAAUUACAUUAAACUCACAGAGAAUUAGAUCAGUUUUUAGAGGUCAAAUUUGACCUUAAAGAUGAAAGUUUAUUCAAUAUUUCACAUUUUUUCUGAGUAUGAGGGAGCGAGUUUGUCUGAAAACUGAAGGAAAUGUGGAUAAAAAUCAUCCUAGUGUGAGUUUGUGGAGGAGGAACCUAAAAUAAAGUCCAUCUUCAGACUGAACUUCAGUUUCCAGCUCAGAGUAAAAGAAGUGUCUGUAGUAUCUGGUGUAGAUCCACAGCCUUCCUCUCAUAGCGGUGGAGGGAUAAGUAGAGUAUUAGUGAUUAAUGAGUGAUGGUAUUAACGGCGCCCUCAUCCCCGCCUCAUCAGCAGUAACAGCCUGUGCAGGAACAUUAUUAACACGUCCACGGCAGUUUAAAAAAAGUGUGGCUCCCUCGCUCUCAGCAGAGCGUCUGCGUCAACAUCGACUCCUCUGCGGUCUGAGCGAGCAGCUGUGACGCUCCACGGGUUUCCUCUGCCCACUCAGCUCAGUGCGCCUCGUCCGCGGGGAAAGCCUUCGUGUUACGCUCACACUGACGUCACACGUGCAUCACGUAGGAGGUUUGAAACGUGUCUCUGGGCAUUAAAUAUUAACCCCCUGUAAGUUUGCAACGUGCAGCGUAAAUCUGACUCACAGUGUUCACGUCACUCUGGAGACAUUUGUGAGUCUGCGUGAAAAACAUGAUGACUACAGUGAGAUCUGGACUGAGAGCAGAGUUUGACUCUCUGAUCGUAAAACUGAUGAACAGACUCAUUUUCAGGGAGAGGAGUGAAGAUAUAACCAGACUUCAGAGGGUUUUAAAAAGAAAUAUUAGAAACUCUUAAACUUUGGUAGAAAAAGACAAAAAAGAUUUUUUUUUCAUCAGAUCUGAGCUUCAGUGUUUUACUCAGACAGAUCAGGGUAACAGUAACAGCAUACUCGUCAAUAAUAAUAAGUCAUGAUGAACUUUACUGAUCAGUUCCUCUUUGGUUCUCCUCCAGCACCUGCUUCCUAAUGGGACCACUGAAACAGCUGAAACGCAUGUUUGAACCGACGAGGCUGAUCGCCACGAUCGUCAUGCUGGUAAUUAUCCUGAAUUUUCCUUUCUAGCACGUUCAGUCCCCCUAAAUGCACCACGGAGCAUCAUCGAAGGAAGUCAUUCUUACCUGUGGCCAUCAAACUUUAUAACUCCUCCCUUUUAGCGUCUCUGGACUGAUUCUCAUGCAGUGGCUGCGAUCUGUCUGUGAACCUUACAAAACUUCAAAACUGCAAUAUUCACUUUGUUAAGCUGUAAAUAAUAUCCUAAAGUACAAACUGCUCUAGUUCACACUUCCUGUAAACAGCUUUAUUUCUAGUUUUCUGCACUUUUUACAAACUGUUUUUUCAAACUGCAAUUUCCAUGAUCGUCUCCUAAAAGGUCGUAUCCUCCGAUCGUAGCUGAUCGUAACCAUUCAAGUUAACGUGUCAAUUUACACCGACUUCUUUCCGUUCCUGUGCGGAUCGCCGGACUCCUCAGCUGAUCUCAAGAGUUCUAUUUUUUCUGGACGCCGGAGCAUGGCGGAUAAAUUCAGCACAGAUUAACCCGUGCUGGAAAGGAAGUCGGGCACAGACACAAAAUAAAACAUCCGGCUUCUUUUCAAAAUAAAACACUCCGUGUUUCAGGAGGAUCGUAUUUCACACCAUGCAAACGGGCGGAGACGAACAAGUGAAAGGUUUUUAGACGUCAUUUCACCCCGAUGACACCAUGGAUGAGGAGAUGCUGAUUCUAGAAGUCUAGAAGUAGAUUUCCUCCUCUGGAAGGACACAAUCUACUGCUUAUAUGUCUAUGUGUCUGUCUUUAUAGAGACGACUCGUUAUCAUGUGAUUGAACGUGAAUCUGCGGGUUAUUGAAGAUGCGGUGGAAAUCCUGGGUUAUUUAUUCCUAUUUCUGUUAAUAUUUGUGUUUUCAAGUUCUCUUCUGCAAAUCCAGAGUUAUCGUCAGUCUCAGGUUUUCAGGCACGUUGACGUCAUUUCUGCCCUUUUCUAGUUCUGGUCCAUGAAAAGUCCAAACAUUUCAGUCACCGCGUGACUCAGCUGUCAGACACUUCACCCUCAGCUUCAUCUUCAUCUUUGAGCGUUCAGAGCUGAUCUAUCCUUUAGAUAUCUUUGUAAAUAUGAUCUUUGAUUAAGUGCAUAACUGGGAUAAAUGCAGAUUCAGUGUCUCAGAGUCAGAGAGGGUCGAAGCUGCAAACUUCAGAUGUUAAAGUGACGUUAUCGUCGUAGCUGGUUUUGGUUUUGUCAGCAGCAGAGAGAGUUUGAACCUGCAGAUGGUUGACAAUUGGUUGGUUUAUUUAAGCUGCGUUUAUCUGCUGAAGGAGCACUUAAGGAAAUGAGUUUCUAAAUAUGGAAACUAACAGCGUUUUCUCUGUUAGAAGUAUAAAACCAAAGUAAAUGAAGACGAUCAGAAACUUCAUGUCUACUGCUCUGUUUCCUCUCUGGAUGAUCCUCUAAACUGAGUUCUCUCUUCAAUAAUGACAAACAGCGUGUCUACCAUGAAACAAUCAAAGACAGUGGAUCAUCUGAAAAAUCACGUGAACGCAGGAUUAUCGCCGAAAUGUCGGUGAUGAUCAAAACGCACAGAGAGGAGUUUUUACGUGAUUAUGCAACAGGCUCAGUUUAAAAACCACGGCGCCAUAUGACUCAGAGAGAUGACCGACUAUUUUUAGGAUUCAUUUUUCUGAAGCCGGUCAGAGUCAAAGUGAAGCACGACGGUUUGUAAAUGAAGUCUUUAUUUUAAGAUGAUCUACAGAUAUGAUAUAGAAUGUAGGAACGGACCCUCUACUCUUUAAAACUGAGGAUGCAGCAUCUAUGAUUUCUAGUUCUUUGUUAAUUCUCAAUAAGUCCAGCUGUCCUUUCCAUGCAGUGAAUCGGUUUCUAAAAUGAUUAAAAAUGAGAAUAAUUUAAAGUUCAUGAUCCCUUCUGUGAGGAAUCAUCCGUCUCUUCUCUUCUUCCCUCAGCUCUGCUUCGUCUUAACGCUCUGCGCCGUCUUUUGGGUGAGUACAAACACGAUUAAAAGUCUCAUUCUGUCUCUGAUAACGAAGCGCCGUUUGGAUCACCCGUCCCUGUUUGUCCCCGCAGUGGAGGAAAAACGGGUUGGCCAUCAUCUUCUGUAUCCUGCAGUUCUUGGCGAUGACUUGGUGAGUGCGAUCGGAGAGUCUCAGUGAACUCAUCACUUCCUCUUAGUCAGAUAGAGCCGACCUUCCGGGUCAGGGAACUUUUCCUCCAGCUGCUCUGGCACGCAGCGAAUGUCAGUGACUUGAGUUAAUCACGUGUUGAUGCUUUAAGCUUACUAACUGCUGCUGACGUGUGCACAGCUGAACCAAUAUAUACGGUUGAUCUCACACGAACAUCAGCACGCCGCACGUCAAACUGCACCUCAUCUGAGUCUGAGAGAGUUUGAGCUUCUUAUUAGAUAUCUUUAAUGUAAAUAAAACAGUAAAUAAAUAACAUGUAGACGUCAUGAAUCCAAGUGACAGCAGUGACAGCUGCCCGGCGUUCCUGCUGUCAGGUAGAUCACCUGACAGGUCUGAGAACGGUCAGUGUGUUUUCUGGACUCAGUACCAGGAUCAGUGUGAAUCUACUUAAGGGUGCAGAGACAGACAGGUGUGUCCAUCUGUGGUAAUCACCAGUGAGACAAAAGCCGUAUUUCCAUUAAGAGAAGCUUUCAGUUCAGGAGGGGCCUCUUAAAGGAGCAGUACAACUUAGCAGGUCAGAGUUACUGAAGUGAUUUACAGGACGUACUGAAUUUAUCAAUGAAACAAUGAAACAACAGCAAUGAAAGGAAACUAACUUCUCUCUGCUUCACUCGCUGUUUGGCUGUUUCUCACUUUUUAAGAGGUUGGAAGCUGUUUUUUUUUUUUUUUUUUUUUUCUAUGUCAUUUGGGCCACUUUUUUUUUCUAAGUCACUUUGGCGAAUUUUUUUUUUUUUUUAUGUCACUUUGGCCAUUUUUUUUUCUUAUUUAUUUUUUUAAAGUCACUUUGGCCAAUUUCUUUAUUUUGUUUUAAAAGUCACUUUGGCCUUUUUUUUUUUUUUACGUCACUUUGGCCAAUUUUAUUUUUUUUUUUAGAGUAACUUUGGCCAUUUUUUUUCUAAAUGUCACUGGCCAGUUUUUUAUUUUUUUUAAACGUCACUUUGGCCACAUUUAUUUAUUUUUUGAUCAACAGAUGAAACAAUCAAGUGUAGUUCCUGAACAUUUAAACAAACUUCCCCCAUACCCCCCACCAACAUUUACUGGACCCCGAAUUUUUAUACAUCAGGACAUCGACACAAACUUGGUAGAUAAAAAAGAAAACCAUAACGGAGACUGAAAAAAAGGAAAAACAAACAAAUUAACACAAAAAAAGGAAAAACAGAUACAUAUAUAUAUAUAUAUAUAUAUAUAUAUAUAUAUUUGGGUUACAUAGAUAUGUUACUUUGGCCAAAUUUAACCGCCGUAGAAUCCACGGAGGUCUAAAGACGUGCGAAGUAAAGGCCGAUCAGUCUGCCGAUACGUAAGAAAGACGCACGAUUUAAAGUUCGACGUGUGUGACAGUGGAGGGUUGAUAACUCUGUCUUAUUAUUAUUACAUAACCUUCAGUUCAUCAUAAGUAUUUCCUCUCAUUUAAUCCCUGCUCUGAUUUAAACACUGAGCUGACGGUUGUGUAACGAUGAUUGACAGACACGACUCCCUCAGAGCGCCGUUACACGUGUGUGUGUGUGUGUGUGUGUGUGUGUGUGGGCAUGUCUGCACUUGUGUCUUCAUUAAUCUGAACAUAUUUGCUCAGCAGGAACAAAGACUGAAUUUCAGACCCCCCCCCUCUCUCCCUCCUUAAGCUAACAGACAGUUUCUGUGCAUCAGCGCUCAGGACGUUUGCACCUACAUGUUGUACAUUCACUUCCUGCGUUCUCAAAGGCAUCCCCAUGGCAACCACUGAUCACACACACACCCACAUACACACACUCUCUCUCACUCCUCACAGACGGGGGGCACACACACACACACGCUCCCACGCAGGGACUCAGACGUCCGUGUGAAGGCAGGAAGACGGCGUCACUGAGCCACAGAGAGGCGGGUAAAGUCCUCGUCCCGCAGACCGUGAAGUGACCAUAUGACAGUGAAACGCCAGGACUGACACUGACUCAGUUUAGAGACCGAGAUAAACCAGUUUCCUUUAAUCUGAAGUCUGUAAAAUGAAAAUAGAUCCUACGUUUAUGGAGGAGAGGAAAUUAAAAUAAGGUUUUUAAUUUUCAUCACAAAUAAACGUUAAGAUCAAACAAUGAAUGUUUGAAUGUUUCUCAAACCUGUAACAAAAUACAACCAGAACAAGACUUCGCAACAUGGCUAGUGUCGGCUUUGGCGCCCCCUCUCGACUCUCACCCACUCUCCUCUUCCAUAACCCACUGUCACAUCUCUCACUAAAAAACACAAAAUCCUAAAUAUAAACUUAAUAAAAUCAAAUGUCGGCCGAGCAGUCAGAUUAAACACUAACUGUGAAUAUUAAUGGUGUUAAAAAAAGAUGAUUUCCUCCGUGAACGUCCGGUGUGAUGACGAUGGUUUGAGAGGUGUCAAUAUUAAAACACAGAAAUAAAGAAAUGAAACGUCUUAAAGGAGCUCAAACAUUAUCUCUGUGAACUAAAAGACAUGAAAGAAGAGGAAGAGCUCCUCACUGCUCCUCUAAAGUCACCUUUUUCUCCAGUCCUAUCCCUUAUAAACAAAAACAACAAUAACAAACAAUUAUAGAUGUUUUCUGGACAGUAAAGUGAGUGAUCGGUGUGAGACAGAGGUCCACAUAUCAGUCAGUAUUUUGAAGUGAUGGUGAUCUCUACUUCCUGUUUUCUUUUCACCCGUGGAUAAUGUUGUAGUUUUGGUCGAUGGUUCUAUUUUAAGAUACUUCCUGGCGUUCCUCUGACAUGUUCGUCGUGUUCAUCGGUUAAUCAUCGACCUCUGGACUGAAUUCCUCUCGUGUUUUAAACAUAUUUGGUGAUUCGGGGGAUUUUUCUGCUUAACUGAAGUUGUAAUCAUUACCGCUGAGGAGUAUCAUGUUUUUCGCCGCUGUACUUUGUCUUCAGUCUCCAAUCUGUCCGCUGUCAUUAGUGCAAAGAUUACAGUUCACAAUCAGGUUUGGUUAAUCCUCCCCCGCUGUGCCGAAUCAAAGAUCCUCCACGCCGAUGUUUACGACCUCACGGAGCGUUUAAAUGUGUGUGUCUUAUUUCAGAAACCCAUUAUUAUGAUGCUUUUAAGUCCUAAAUCUCUCAGUUUUAUCUGCUGUGGUUUUUUUUCAUGUUUUAAUCUCAUGGACGACAAAAACAAGUUUAAAACAACUUUAGGUUACGAGAUUUCUGACAGAGUUAAUUAUUCUGAGUAAAAUAAAAGUGUUAAUCAUGUUUGUUUUUCUCUGUUUCAGGUACAGCAUCUCCUACAUUCCCUUCGCCAGGUAAGACGCUGCGGUUUUAUGGUCGUUUUAUUGACAUUAAUGUGACGUUACAGACGGUCUGAGUGGGUUUAAAACCUGAUUUUGGAGUCUUUAGGCAAACACCAAACUGUCCAAGUUUUACAGUCUGAGAAUCACUUUUAAACUCUUGAACCCGCUCUCCUGUGGUCCGACUGAAACCUCCAUCCUGACCUCUGAACCAGAUCCAAACAACUCGUCUCAGAUCAGUCAGUGUUGGCGUGCGGCGUCUGUUUUAUGGUGUAAAGACCAAUUAAGACAGGUCCCAGUACAGAGCCGUGGGGAACUCCAGCCGGGCAGCUGAGGUAUUCGACACCUGGGUUAAAGCCCGACACGUGAACCGGGGUCGAUCAGGAGAGAAUCGACCCUUAGCUGUUUUAUCGGCAUUUGUUCAUUUGACUUUCAGCUCAGUGGGAUUGUAGUUAAUCCGACUUGUUUACACGUAUUUUAAAAGUUCAGUUUUAGUCGGACUUUCCUGAAAAGACUCUGAAGGUGAGGGUGGAGAGUCCAGGUGAGAGGCCAGGUGUUAUUACAUUGUGUUCCUGUUUUUACUAUUUAUUAUGUGUAAAUAAAAACAUAUAUCUUCUUAUAUAUACUUUUAUUUAUUUAUUAAUUUUUAUUCCACUACCACUCUACCCCCAGAAGUGCAAUAUUACUCACCGUGCUGCUAUUUUACCCUUAGUUUUAAUGUUUUUUAUUUUUCUUUAUAUUAAAUUAAACACCAUCAUGCUGUGAUAUGGAAGCCAAACAACGACAUUUCACUGCAGAGAGGAAUCACUGCUGCUUUAAAGAAAGACUAAGUCUAAUUAAACAGCCGUGAAUGAACCAUCAGAUUGAGUGUUUUCAGACCGAGGCAGUCACAAACUAAGAACUGUAUAAUCCAGAUAACAAGAAACACUAAAGACAUAGUUUAUCAUAUAAAAUAACUUAAACAGGUGAAAAACUCAAAGAAAUCAGCCGUCAUUAUUGGUAAUAUGUUAUUAGGUUAUUGUAUUAUGGGUCUGAAUCAAGUCUGACUUUAUUUUGGCGGGUCAGCCUCAGGUGGUCGCUGGAGGAAGUGCAGUUUCUCAGCUGUGGAGGUUUCCAGUUCAGUGAUGUACCUUCAGUCCUUUAAUGAUGUUCAGUGAUAUUUAUUUUCACUAAAGGAGCUCGACUUAAGAUAAUAUAAGAUAUUAAUUUAUUCAUCCAACGAGGAGAAAUUAAAACUUUACAGCAAUGAUAAAUAAAAAAGAGAGAUGAAAGGAUUCACCAUCUCUACUUCUGUUUCUCUGGAGCUGAAAAACAUUUCCACUCUGGUUUCCGUCACGCUCAGUCUAAUCUACGGACAUCCUCUCAAACAACAAACUGGGAGGUGAAACUAAGAGUGAGCCUCCAGUAAAAACAUGUUUUUAUUCUGGUCCAAACUGUUGUCCUCCACCAUAUGGCUGUAAUCCCCCCCCACCACUGCUGCAGGCACUUAGUGUCGGGCAAAUGGCAGCUUGUUGUUUCACACUCUCUGAUGAGACGAGGUCGGCUUUACCAGCAGAUCUGAAUGAAAUCAUUUUUAGUGAAAUAAAGCUCUUUACUCAGAUUUCCCUAAAGUUAUCUCCCCUAAUGAAGCUGACGUGACGUACGCUCAGAUUAUGGUAAGCCCUGUGGCACAAAGAGGAGUUUUGAUUAGAUCCAGACCUUCACGGGCCGUUCUGUGAGACCAGGAUCAAGAUCUCCUAUCAGCUCAUGUUCUCAUCUCCAACAUCAUCUCAGGGUUUGACAUGAGAGAGAAUCUCCCUCCGCUGAGCUGGAGGUGUGAUGUUGUUUUGUCCGUCCAGCUGUAAGCGGGGUCGGGUCUCAUUUGGUGAAAGGUCCGGCGCCCCCGUGAAGCCGCCCCCCCUCCUCCUCGGUUAAGUGCCUUGUGUGUUGAGGCGACCCCGUAAUCCUUUCUGACAGCUGAGAGACGUCCCAUAACCACCCCGAGUCCCCCCUCCCCCAACCGGAGCGCCAACAACAACACAAAGCUGAGACAAAGACCUUUUUCCUGGUGCAACCUCCUCCAAAAAUUCCUCUGGAGAAACUGGAACCUUCUCCGGGGUUUUCAGGACCCUCAGAGCCCACCUUCACCCCCUCAUCUCCUCUGUUUUCAUGUUUUCACCUCACACAUGAUUGUCUUUUCUCUCUAAGCUCCUUACUCUAAUCCAUUUUUCAUUUAAUUUACUCUUGAUCACUUCGCUCUCUGUUGAUCAGCAGCUUAUUUACACAAUAGAAAGCAUUAGACUGCACUUUUUAAAACAACACAUUGACUCACGUGAUGUUGUGAAACAAACCGUGUUACCUGUCUGGCCUCAGCGCUCGCCACAUGGUCCCUGGACUUGAUCCUUUAAUGUAUUUUACCUCCUUGUUAUUUAUAACCCUCAGGCUGGCAGGUUUGGGCGCUCAAACCUGCUGCAUGUGCACUUCCCACAAUGCUUUGAGGCUGCUGUUGCUCUGAUAUGAAAUCAGAAAUAAGGCCGAACGAUUAUUUAUUCAUGCAAAGCAGAAACAGCAUCAGACCUGACGUGAAUAUGAAACAAAAAUCAGCUGAAAGGAGGGCGAGCCUUUCCUUCGGCGUGGAGUGAAUUUCUCUGAGCGGAGCAGCGCUGACCUCUCCUCCCCCUCUCCUCCCCCUCAGUCUGCUCCCACCCCCCUCCUCUCCUUCUCCUUUUAACCUUCACGGGUUUCACACCUCCUCCACAUAAAAAAAAAAAAAAAAAAAACGUCUGUGGGGCUGCGGGCGAAAAAGUCUGCAUAGCAACACACCGAGGGCAGGAGCGAAACGCCGUUAAAGGGUGGAAAAACACAGAGCGGUUACCAUGGUUACCACUCCUAUUGCAUCAUCCCUCAUCACAGAGCACCUGAAGACGGGGGAGCCCCCCGUCACGGCGAGCAUGUGGAGCAUCCCCCCGCCAAAACACGCUCACUUAUUCAUGAUGAGCCACACCCAGAACGCCAAAACAAAGAGUCCGAGAGCUUUUAACGUCACUUUGACUUCACACGGAUCAACGAUUUUAACGUUUUUAAAAUGUUUUAUUCCUCCUGGAGGAUUUCUGAUCAAUGCUGCUGUCAGUCUUUUGUUUUUACACCCUGAACAAUAAGACUCUCUGUCUUUGGUUUCUAUUUUAUCGCUGUUUUCAUUGUUAUUGUUUCGCCAUAAUAACCCCGUCAUAACCUUCCUCUUUAGUAUCGAUCACUUUUUACCGUUUCUGUUCUUAGUUCUCGGUCUUUGUGCAGAACUGCAGGCUUCUAUCUGCAGUUGGUCUGGGCGAUUUGGAAAAAAAAAAUAUCGCGAUUAUUAUCAGGAUUUUAUUUUUAAACUGCCAGUUUUAAAGCAUCUGAACUAAAAACUAAAAAAACUAGAGAUUAGUUCAACAUUUUAUUAACAUACAAAGUAAAUAACAAAGAAAAUAAGAUACACUUAGAAAAAUAUAAAACCAUUUUAACUCAACAGAACAACAAAUGUAGAUAAAUACUAAAUAAAACAGUGAACUAGUUUACAGAGUUUAGAGAGUUUCUGCAGGAAUGAAAGACCAAAAAUAAACAAAUGAAGAUGCCUUAAAAUGUAAACAUUGGAUGACGUAAACAUAGAUGAUAUGAUUGAUUGCUUCGGUCUGGUGGCUGCACCGCUAGUUGUCGCUAAACUGCUAAUGCUACUUGUGGCGUCGGCAGUGACAGGCUGUACAGACUCCGCCCACAUUUUCAUGCUUUCCCUAUAAAUAAUUAAACAGAUCUGUUGUGCUGCCGGUUUUUGAGGCGCUGAUCGCCGACAUACCUCACACAUCGGCUGACAUCUAUCUUGCUGCCCCCAGCUCCGCGUUCAGCUCCAUGUUCGGUCAUUCUGUUUACUUCCUGUUUACUACCCCGGUAACUUUCAGAUGUGAGCAGGAAAAGCUCGACUCUGAUUGGCUGUUGUGACGCACAGUUCCUCUUUGUUUGAUCGAGUAAAUAAGCUCACAGCUGAUCACUGUUAUCGAACUGAAAUUUAUCACGAUCAUCGAUCACGAUCAUAUAAUCGCCCAGUCCUAACCUGCAGCUCCUGAAAAUGUUCAAAUGUGAGUCGUGUGUGAACACAAACACCUGAGUCCUUCACUUUACCUGUGCCGUUCCUGCGGGACGUUUACAUGAGAUCGUGCAGUUAGAGUGAAACGCUGUGAGAAUAUUCACGGGUCGUAACCUGCAGGUCAGGAGGACGAGUUUUAUCUGUAGGAUCAUGUUUAUUAGCUGGAGGUCAGACUGAGUGAGACCGGUCUGGUCCACCCUGAGGGGAACUGUUCUUCUUAUCAGACCACUUAGGGUCUGUUUUUACGUUUAGAUGAACUGCUAAUCAGAGUUAAUUACUGUCAAGUGGUUUCCGCCAAUCAGAACCUGUUAUUUGACAAAACCAGGUGAUUAGUAAGAAAGUGGGGUGAUAAGACUCAAACAGCAAAGUUUUCUAUUUAUUUUUAAUUAACUUUUAUUUAACCUCGAGUCUCGUACGUUAAGUCCUUGUUUCCUCGAGAGAUUCAAACUGAGAGACCUUUUCUGGAUCUGUGGACGCCGUCUCACUCCUGGUUCUAGUGAAGAGUAAAAACUUAAUUUGGUGUUUUGUUCAGUAUCAGCAGAAAGAAGUUUGUCGGUUUAAUAAUUUAGAUUUAAUGUUGUCUAAAAAGGACAGGACCCCGAUACCGAACCUUGUGGAACCCCGUUUGAAAACAACAAUAAUAAUAAUUGUGUUGAGCAUGAAUUCAUUUUUACAUUUUUACAUAUCAAAGAUUUAACUCCUCUCUGACCCUCCUGACUCUGAUGGACGUGUGUGAAAAACUCUGCAGCUUCUUCAGGGUCGUAGAAACGUUCAGUAGAGUUCAUCUGAAAGUAAAUUAGAGUAUCGUCCUUUUUGAUUCACACCCGUCCUCCCUCUCUCUCUCUCUCUCUCUCUCUGUUUCUCUCCAGGGACGCCGUGAUGAAAUGCUUCACCACCUGCCUGAGUUAG
This is a messenger RNA of Xyrichtys novacula (pearly razorfish), 15200 nucleotides long. Lineage: Eukaryota; Metazoa; Chordata; Actinopteri; Labriformes; Labridae. The record is from the annotation of a GenBank genome assembly.